AUGAGCGACGGCGAUCAAGCGAAGGCCACGCGCACCUUGGAAAGCGCCGGUUCCAUGCCCUCGCCUCCUGGCAAGAAACCACCCCGAACGCCCAGAUGUACUCGGUGUAGAAACCAUGGCUAUGUGUCCCCAUUGAAGGGACACAAACGAUUUUGCAACUGGAGAGACUGCCUCUGUAAGAAAUGUAAACUGAUCGCGGAGCGACAGAGAGUCAUGGCAGCCCAGGUAGCACUGCGCAGAGAGCAGGCGCAGGAGGAGGAGAUGGGCAUCUGCAGUCUGGUCUCUCUGUCCAGCACAGAGGUCUUGGUGAAGAAUGAGGCCAGCGAGGACAGGGCCUCCUUCUUCUCAGCAGGGGAGAAGUCCCCCACGGCCACAAGCAGUUCUGCCACCUCACCCUCCGCCACAGGGACCCGCCCCACCCUGCCGUCCAGCCCAAUGUCUACCAGCAAGGGGCUGUCUGAGGGCAUGUCUGACCUGGUAGUGGACGCCUCCUACUACAACUUCUACCAGCCCUCCCGCUACCCGACCUGCUACAGCAACCUGUACAACUACCAGCAGUAUCAGAUGCCCAGCAGCGAGGGUUGCCUGUCCGGCCAUGUCUCCCCCCAGUACCGGAUGCACUCAUACUACUCUGCAGCCUCCUACCUGAGCCAGGGCCUGGCCGCCCCCGCCUGCGUGCCCCCCAUCUUCACCCUGGAGGACAACGCCACCUUCCCCGAGCCUAAGGCCACCAUGUUCACUCCCAGUAAUGGCCAUGACUCUGGCCCAUCCUGCCUGUCCAUCAACCCCCUGGCCAGCGUUGAGACCAAGCAAGAGGGCGAGACCAGCUCUGAGUCCGAAGCCUUCGCUGUGAGCUCUGUCAUCGACGGUGCCAGCGAGUGACCCUGAGGGGACAUUCCAGAAC
Molecule: messenger RNA, 904 nt
Organism: Megalops cyprinoides (Indo-Pacific tarpon)
Lineage: Eukaryota; Metazoa; Chordata; Actinopteri; Elopiformes; Megalopidae
Gene: dmrt1
Product: doublesex and mab-3 related transcription factor 1
Exons: 5
Coding region: 1-882 (293 amino acids)
Biological process (GO): regulation of transcription by RNA polymerase II; sex differentiation
Cellular component (GO): nucleus
Molecular function (GO): RNA polymerase II cis-regulatory region sequence-specific DNA binding; DNA-binding transcription factor activity, RNA polymerase II-specific
Source: RefSeq, a predicted model, not a curated record